Molecule: messenger RNA, 531 nt
Organism: Clunio marinus
Lineage: Eukaryota; Metazoa; Arthropoda; Insecta; Diptera; Chironomidae
Source: the annotation of a GenBank genome assembly
AUGUCUUCAGGGGGGCUAACAACUUAUGCCAAAUCUACUAAACUCUACAAAAAGUUUAGAACUCGUCAAAUUCUGGGGAAUUUUAUGGGUGGAUAUCUGCUUAUAAGCAUAAAUGCUAAAAGUUAUUUAAAUAUACAUGCAUAUUUAACUUCAUUCGAUUCAUUUACAAUGAAAACGCUUACAAGCUUGGAUAUUAAUGUGGGUGAAAAGGCGAUGGAACAAAAACCUCCUAAACUUUAUCCCAAAAUGACUUUUACACAUACAGCAAUAACGAUGAAAGCAUCAUAUUGUUGUACUACAAAAUAUGCUAUGUUAUUGUGUUUUGAGUUGUUGUUAACAAAAGAAGUAAAGUUGGCAGAUUUUCAAAUUUAUUCAUGUUUUGGUUUUGUCAUGCACAAAGGAAGAGAACAAAAAGUUAUGAAAGUACUUGCUACCUAUUUACGAAUUUAUGUCUGCAGAACUUUCUUGAGAAUUUCAUUAAAAUUCAGUAUCAAUUUUGAUGACUCAAAAAGAGUUCAUUUACCAUCAUAA